This is a messenger RNA of Volvox carteri f. nagariensis, 1651 nucleotides long. RefSeq lists its product as uncharacterized. The record is from RefSeq and is a predicted model, not a curated record. The transcript has 5 exons. Bases 293 to 1651 code for a protein of 452 amino acids. Gene Ontology annotation, molecular function: transcription cis-regulatory region binding; protein binding. Lineage: Eukaryota; Viridiplantae; Chlorophyta; Chlorophyceae; Chlamydomonadales; Volvocaceae. Gene Ontology annotation, cellular component: nucleus. Gene Ontology annotation, biological process: positive regulation of transcription by RNA polymerase II.
AGCGGGCCUUUGCAUAUUUGGGAACGAUGCAAAACAGCCAGUAGUAUCGGUCUGCCGGGUUCAAUGAGCCUUUACAGCCGAUAAGACGUACGCUUUUGUCGGGGCGUGGCCUUAAUAUGGUUUUUUGGGGUGCAAUGUACCUUCUUAGGGCUUGCUGACUUUGUGGUGAGGCCGGACAAAGCUAGGUGAAAGCUCUACGUGAAGUGCUAUUUCACUAGUUAUGAGUGCCAUUGUUAUAGCAUAUAAACAAUAACACAACCGAGAGCUCUCUUUGGGGGGCCCAAGCUGCAGUAUGGCUUUUCCGCUUCACGAUGCGGCGCGAGCCGGCAACCUCCAGGCUCUGCACGAACUGCUCGCACAGCAAGUGGAUGUCGAUCAACGGGACAAUCUGCAUCGCACUCCAUUGCAUCUUGCCGCAUGGGCAGGGCACACGGAGGUCCUCAAGGUGCUGCUUGCGCAUGGCUGCAAGAUUGGGGCGGCUGCAGUGGAUGACAUGAACGCGCUGCAUUUCGCGGCACAAAAGGGCCACUCGGAAUGCGUCCGCCACCUCCUCAACGCCGGGCUUUACAUGGACUCCCGCAACCGGAAGGGCUUUACCCCGCUGCACUUCGCCGCGCAAGGGGGUCAUAAAGCCGUGGUGGAGCUGCUGUUGCGGCGGCAAGCCAAUCCCACAGCGACCAGCAAGCGCAACGAAACGCCCUUGCAGCUCGCCAAGGCAACGGAGGUGGUUGCCGUCCUGGAGGAAGCAGUCCAGGCAUAUCAGCAGGCAAAAGAGGCCCGGGAGGCCAAUGCCGCCGCAGCAGAGGCAGGGGAGGGCGAAGGCAGCGAGGAGGGCGGGCGUCGGCUGCCUAGAAAGCAGCGGCACUUGCGGGGCGCCAACCGUACAACAGAUGCUGACGAGGCUGACGGCCAAGCCCACGCCGGGGACGCCGCGACGACGACGGCUGCAGGGCCAGCGUUGGCGGAACCGGCAAACGGACCUGACUCUCACUCCGCGCCCGCGGCGCGCGUGGGGACCAAGCGACCGAUUGCGAUUGCUCUGGGUCGUAUGGAUGGCGAGGAUGAGGAGGAUGAAGAAGAAGCAGGGCCAUCCGUGAGGCCGCCGGCGCAGCGGCAGGCAAUGGCUGCCCGUCAGCGGGCUCAGGUUACAGCGGCGGAGGCGCCGGUGGCAGCGACAGUGGAGCCAGUGGUGGGGACGCAAGGAGGGGCAGAGCAGGUGGGCGUGGAUGGCGAAAUGGUAGAGGGCGCACCUGCCGAGGGAAAGCAGGAGGAUGGACACCCGGCGGAGAAAUUUUCGGUGGAUGCGGCAUUGCCAGCCGAGGUGCAGCCGGCAGUGGCGGCGGCAGAGCCGUCGCGACCGCUGCCGCCGCGGCAGCCGCAACAGCAACGAAGGGUUGUACCGAUGCCUGCUGCGUUCUUGGAGGAGGACGAGGAGGCGGCCGCGGUGGCGGUAGCAGCCCCGGGCGGCUCGGUAAUGCGUGGAGGCGCUCUUCGGAUUCAAGAUCUAGGCGCGGAAGAUGAUGAGGAGGAAUCCGACUCGGACGAAGAUGAAGAGCUGGUACACAUGCAGGGCUUGGAUGAUAACGAGGGCGUCGAGGACGACGACAGCGAUGAGGAUGAGGAUGUAAGGGGGGAUGGUGAUGCCGGGUAA